AUGCGCCCCAGGCCCAGAAGAAACUUUGUAAGAGAAGCAACAGGACAAGCUGCUAAAUCGGCAAGGACGGUUGUCAUCGCUGGUAUUCCAGAUGGCCUUCUGCACGAUGAUGUCAUGACGGACAUACUGAUGAUUCAUUUCCAAAUGUCGAAGAAUAAUGGGGGAGAUGUGGAAGAAGUAAUGUAUCCAACAAUGAAAAAAGGAGUUGCGUAUGUAACUUUUGAAGAUGAAGAAGUUGUAGAGAGUGUUCUAAAGAAGGAUGAACAUCGACUAGAAGACAAGAGGUUGUCCAGAUACUAUCCGCUGAAAGUAACCCGUUACUGUGAAAACGUCUUCAGCUCUGUCACAUCUGUCCUCAACAUGUCUAUUUUCAAAGAUCAAUUUGUUUUAGAAGAUCUGAUACAAGAACUUAAAAAGAAGAGCGUAGCUUUGAGCUUUGGUCCUUUGCAAUCCAAUGGGCAUAUUUCUGUUCAAGGGUCGUUUCCAGCGAUCACACUGCUAAGAGACUUUCUCUUACUGAAAGCAAAAUCCCUUUCAGAGAAGGACGAAAGAGAAGAUAAGUCCCAUCAGAGACCAAAGAAGAGGCUACAGCAACACAAACUUACCACGGAGACGAGUAAUUUUGUUCGUAAUGCAGAUUGGGAAAAACAAGUGAUUGUUCUUGACACUGAUAUGUAUCACUACAUGAAGUACUUUUUUCCCAGCAUGUUCCUAGUAAAUGGUGAUGUUGUAAUUUCUGAUGUCACUGAUGGUGAUGUAACUACAGUAUAUAUUGAGAAUGCUGGAAGUAGGUCUGAUGCUGGACAGGUAUUAAGAGUCAAAGAGAAAAUUGAAAAUCAGUCUAUAAAACUCCAUAACACUUUACGUAAAGAAAGGAUUUACUUUGAAGAGCGCACCAGAGAUGAAAAGUGGAGAUAUGAACGUGUGUGUAAAAGUCUAAAACCCCACUACCCUUCUGUUUUGAUCACUCAUUAUGAUACUCACAUUGAUGUUAUAGGAAAUCCUUCUGAGGUUUUUGAAUUUACAAAGGAGGUGAGCAAUAAGAUUCAGAGCCUGUUUCGAACCACGUAG
Molecule: messenger RNA, 1071 nt
Organism: Balearica regulorum gibbericeps (East African grey crowned-crane)
Lineage: Eukaryota; Metazoa; Chordata; Aves; Gruiformes; Gruidae
Source: RefSeq, a predicted model, not a curated record